This is a messenger RNA of Wyeomyia smithii (pitcher-plant mosquito), 2386 nucleotides long. RefSeq lists its product as uncharacterized. The transcript is spliced from 5 exons. Bases 673 to 1842 code for a protein of 389 amino acids. The record is from RefSeq and is a predicted model, not a curated record. NCBI's taxonomy places the organism in Eukaryota, Metazoa, Arthropoda, Insecta, Diptera, Culicidae.
GGACCAGUUUCGUUCGAAUCGUGAUUCGAAAAGGACGCACACCGUGUAAGUUUCGCGCCGAGUAGUCGAGACGAUUUUUUUUGCGUUUACUUGCAUAUCAACACGAACCUGCAAGGUCCGAAGGAUUGUAAAAAAUAGCGAACAGCCGUGUGAAAGCAGUGUUCCCUGCUACCAUCUUGCUUACCUGCUGCUGCACACCGUCGGCAACACCUGCGUUCAUGUUUUGGGUCAGCCCUUUCCCGUUACGUCGAAGUGCAGCGAGUGAAAAAAGGGCCUAAUGAAAGCAUCAUCGUUUCCUUCGGGAAGAGAAGUGGACAUACAACGGUUACCGCUCUAAUGAGGCUCCACCCCUGCAAUCACUCCACCGCUAUCGACGUCCAAAUCAGUGUAAGUGAUAUCGAAAUGAACAAUAAAACCAAAACAGCGUACGAUAACACCAACAUCGCCUCGAACGGUAACUAAGCAGUGAGAUCAACGUCGGAAUGAAACAUAUUCUUUAGGUUCACAUACGAGCUGAUACACACGAAUAACAUAUAUCAAAAGUGACAUCACCGUGAAAGCAAAGCGAGCCGGAGAAAUAAUCGAGAGUUUAAUGCCAGUGUAGUGUAGUGCCAGUGGGUUUGGGGUGGGACGUAGCGAGAGCGAGCCACAGUGGAUGCAAAAUUUAAUUUAAUGCCGAACAAAGCGAGGAAACUCCAUCUUCACCGGCAUCGUCGUCGCGGCGGUCCUCCUGGUUUCCAGCAGCAAACGUUUCGAAGUCGAACCGGCGGAAUAACGAUGAAGAGCUUCAUUGGAAUGCUUUUGGGAUUACUUACAAUAUCAGAAUCACUGGCCCUUCGGUUGACGACGGUCCGCAUCCCGACCUACAAAUUCCGUGGCGAGUCAGCGCUGCUCGAGUGCCAGUAUGAACUGAAUGGACAACAACCGGCCAUUGACACCGGCUAUGGGCACCGGCAUCAGCAGCAGCAACAGUGGCAAAAGCAACCAACAUCGACACGAAGUCGAACGCGGAAUGAUUCCCAAGGGGAUAACCGCUAUCCAAGUGUUCCAAGCUCUGCCGAUUAUCUAGACGAUUCGGACUUUGGUUUUGUUGGUGAACGAGACGAUCAAGAGCGGCUCUACUCCAUCAAGUGGUACAAAGACAACGAAGAAUUCUACCGAUACGUACCCUCAGCGAAACAACCAAUUAAGAGCUACAAAAUCGAUGGCAUCCGAGUGGAUCCGAACUACUCGGACGGUUCCAAGGUUCUGCUUAAGGUCCUAUCCCUCAAGUCAUCCGGUGUGUAUCGAUGUGAAAUUUCCGCCGAAGCCCCAAACUUCGACUCAGUCCAAGGCGAAGGCCGAAUGGAUGUAAUUUAUGUUCCCAAGGACGGUCCACACAUCAACGGUAGCGAACGAAGGUCCUACCACAUCGGCGAAACGAUGGAACUAAACUGCACUUCGGGGCGAUCCUAUCCCGCAUCGACGCUGCAGUGGUAUUUAAACGACCAGCUCGUGACAGACCCCGGCAGCAUCGUGUACUACCCGCGGCUGCUCAAUCAACACGGUCUGGUUACGAGCUUCCUGGGGCUUCGCAUGGUCGUCCACCCAAGGCACUACAUCGACGGGGUGAUGCGAAUCAAGUGUGUGGCCAGCCUCUCUCCGGUGCUGUGGCGGAAUGGCAAAGAAAGCAUCGUCCAGUGGGAACAACCGACGAUCGAUAACCGGGUGGCAAUGCUGUUGGUGAAAAGCAGCAGCUGCCGGUGGCUACCCAGUACGGGUCUCCUGAUGCUCUGUUCCGCUCUGCUGUACAUCAUCUGUGAAAGCUGCAGAAGCACCAACGGCUGCAGCCUGAAAGGGUGAUACUCUGAGCAGAGUGGAAGCACAAAGAAGCCAUCAUCCCAUCAGUACAGAAGCGAAACUCGGUUAAGGUUAGGAUUUACUGAAAGUUGCACUUUUUACAUCGGUCCAUAGAGGAGAAGAAGAAGUUUCGGAGAACUAAAUCAAAAGUAGGGUUAGGCAGGAGGUGAGUACAAGUGUAAGAUUAGUGUAAUUCAACAAAAACGGAGGGGCAAACAAAAUAAUUGAACUAGCAAAAGAAACAACUGAAGUGCGAUGAUUCACAUUGUUUAAUGCCUGUCGGCACCCGGCAGCCUAAUAUAGGAAAAGCUUUUUAUCUGAAAUAAGUUUCCCUCACCCUCCCCCCGGUGGUAGUCAGUUUUGUUAUCAUUCGCGUUGUGUAUAGCAUUUAGCCAACCGUGGUCCGGCACUGUACAUAAGUAACGUAAACCUCCACAGUAGACAAAAUUGAAGAGUGAUUUCGAAUUUGUUGAUUUUUGUAUAUAAAAAAAGUUAGCUGGAAAACAUUCCUAUAGCAAAUAUUUUGCCUGAACCUAUUGGUUGGAAA